This is a messenger RNA of Bombus huntii, 621 nucleotides long. Its product is annotated as glutathione S-transferase-like. Gene Ontology annotation, biological process: glutathione metabolic process. The record is from RefSeq and is a predicted model, not a curated record. NCBI's taxonomy places the organism in Eukaryota, Metazoa, Arthropoda, Insecta, Hymenoptera, Apidae. Bases 1 to 621 code for a protein of 206 amino acids. Gene Ontology annotation, molecular function: glutathione transferase activity. The transcript is spliced from 4 exons.
AUGAGCGACGAACAUACCUACAAACUAAUCUACUUCAAUGCCCGUGGUCGUGCCGAACAUAUACGGUACAUAUUUGCAUAUACUGGCAUCGAGUAUACCGACGAGAGGAUCCCCGAAGAACUCUGGCCUGAAUACAAGGAUUCAAUGCCUUAUAAAAAGCUGCCUGUGCUGGAGAUAGACGGGAAACCGGUAGCGCAAAGUAACGCUGUGGCGCGAUACUUGGCGAGGAAGUACGAUCUAAUGGGAAAGGACGAAUGGGAUGCGAUGAUAUGCGACGAGCUCGUCGAUACUCUUGGAGAUUUGAAGCAAGAUAUCUGCUACUAUCGCAUGGAGGAGAAUCCUGAAAAGAAGGAAGCGAGGAAGAAUCAACUUUUGAACGAAACAAUACCAUUUUACUUGACUAAAUUCGACCAGAUUAUUGGCAAAAAUAAAGGAUAUAUCAUUCCUUCUACCACGACAUGGGCGGACUUCGUAUUUGCAGCGGCCCUUGAAAAUUACGAGUAUAUGUUUGGGGCACCAGCUUUGGAUAAAUAUCCAGCUCUUCGAGCAUUGAAGAAAAGGAUUCAUAGAAUACCGGCCAUUUCUGAUUGGCUGAUUAGGCGCCCAUUCACAAACAGCUGA